Messenger RNA from Lathyrus oleraceus (garden pea), 2061 nucleotides. Its product is annotated as probable protein S-acyltransferase 23. Gene Ontology annotation, biological process: protein palmitoylation. The record is from RefSeq and is a predicted model, not a curated record. Bases 287 to 1906 code for a protein of 539 amino acids. Gene Ontology annotation, cellular component: Golgi membrane. NCBI's taxonomy places the organism in Eukaryota, Viridiplantae, Streptophyta, Magnoliopsida, Fabales, Fabaceae. The transcript has 13 exons. Gene Ontology annotation, molecular function: palmitoyltransferase activity; protein binding.
UUAUCAUAAUACAAAUUGAAAAAAAAAGGAAGCUAAGAAGAAAACAAAAAAAUUGAUUAGAGGAAGAGGAGAAAAUAGAAUUGAGAAAAGAUGGAGUGAGUGGAAAUGGGGGAGGUUGUAUCAGUGCAACACAACACAAGCUUCUGAAACAAACUACCCCCUUUACCCUACAUCACCUUCUUUUCCAUUAUUUAUUAUUCCCCUUUUCAAACCCUAACGUCACAUCAAUUUCCCUUUUCAUUCAAUUAUCGAAUGCACUAGCAUCUUCCUCCUGAGUCCCUUUCCGAUGGCUUCGUCGGAGAUCGAAGUCGUAUCGACGGAGUCCAAGCCCCAAGACCACCAGCUACCUCUCAUACUCGACGUCUUCACUGCCUCUUCUCACGGCGACUUUCAGAAAUUGAGAACGUUCGUUGAACAAGACGGUGCCUCCGUUUCUGUUCCUGAUGUUAAUGGAUAUUAUGCUCUUCAAUGGGCUUCUCUCAAUAACUUUCACGACAUUGUUCACUAUCUCAUUCAGCAUGGUGGUGAUGUCAAUGCUAAAGACAAUAUGCAACAAACAGCUUUACACUGGGCGGCAGUUCGUGGUUCAAUUGCAGCUGCUGAUGUGCUCUUGGAGAAUGGUGCUCGGGUUGAAGCUUCUGAUAUAAAUGGAUACCGGGCAGUUCAUGUUGCUGCACAGUAUGGACAGACAGCUUUCUUAAAUCACAUUGUUGUAAAAUACCAUGCUGAUUUUGAUGUGCCCGAUAAUGAUGGAAGGAGUCCUCUACAUUGGGCUGCGUAUAAGGGAUAUGCUGAUACAAUAAGAUUGCUUCUAUUUAGAGAUGCGAGUCAAGGAAGACAAGAUAAAGAUGGUUGUACCCCAUUGCAUUGGGCAGCAUUAAGAGGACAUUCAGAGGCGUGCGCUGUGCUUGUGCAUGCUGGAACAAAGGAAGAAUUGAUGGUGAAGGACAAUGCAGGAUUCACUCCUGUACAGCUUGCAUAUGAUAAAGGUCAUCGACAUGUCGCCCCUUUCCUUUCUAAUCAACAACGGGCUCAUAGUAGCCACUGGAGAGGGAAACUUUAUUGUGGGAUGGUGACAGAUAUUGGUUAUGCUCCCAUUUUAUUGUGUAUUAUAGUCUCUCUUUCAAUCCUCUUCAUCAAUUCAGUUGUUGCAGCUCCUAACCUUAAAAAGAUUACAGCUGUUGUUGGAUUUUGGUCAUGGGUAGCUCUCUCUUCAUCUGUUGGUUCCUUGGUUAUGUUUUAUAGGUGUAGUAGACGAGAUCCAGGUUAUAUAAAACGGCCCGGAGACUCGGGUACUCUAAGCGAUUCAGAGGAUCCCUUGUUGAAUAUUGAGCUGAACAGUUCCUCUGUUUGGAUGGGAAACUGGUCUCAACUUUGCCCUACCUGCAAGAUAAUAAGACCUGUCCGAUCUAAGCAUUGCCCUACUUGUAAGCGUUGCGUGGAACAGUUCGACCACCAUUGUCCGUGGAUAUCUAAUUGUGUUGGGAAGAGGAACAAAAGGGAUUUCUUUAUUUUAAUCUGCUUGGGAACUAUAACGUCUUCCGUCAGUGCCGGCAUUGCAGUCCAUAGAAUUUGGACAUCAAUACCAGCAUUACCAGCAGGAGAAACAUGGAUUCAUCAGGUGUUAGUAAGAAAUCCAGGUCUUGUUGCAUUUUUGGUGAUGGACGCCGUUGUCGUCGUUGCAGCUACAACUUUGACAGUAACACAGGCUUCCAUGAUAGCACGGAAUGUGACCACAAACGAACUAGCAAAUUCCUUACGUUAUGAUUAUCUGCGCGGUCCUGAUGGGCGGUUCAGAAAUCCAUAUAAUCAUGGUUGGUGGAAGAACUGUGUUGAUUUUCUUUUUCUGGGCCACACAGAUGAUGAUGAUAUUGCCUGGCCUCCAUUACAGCAGGUGGCUACGUAAAACAGUCUCCAUUGCUGUUAUACAUCAUUUGUUAUAUUAUUACUUGGUUCUAAUUCAGAUAUAUAUCAGUCAUUUGACGGCUGUUUAUUUAUUGACACAUGUACAUUCGAUUACAGCACAAAGUAAUAAAACAACUUUUUCUGGGUUCUCAGUAA